Molecule: messenger RNA, 231 nt
Organism: Schistosoma guineensis
Lineage: Eukaryota; Metazoa; Platyhelminthes; Trematoda; Strigeidida; Schistosomatidae
Source: the annotation of a GenBank genome assembly
AUGUUCACAUAUGUUUAUUACGUUUAUUGUACUUAUCAUUUUAAUUACUAUAACUUAAUCACUGCAGCGGUUAUCCACAGUUUAAUGCAUUUGUUUAAAUGCAACACUUUCCAUAUUGUUUUGCUCUUGGUUCUGGUUUCGGUUGUUCAUAAACUGUUGUCAAAUAUAGACACAGAUAUCAGCUGUCCCUUGUACUAUCGAAGCUUUUUUAUUUUCAUACUUGAACGACGC